This is a messenger RNA of Lates calcarifer (barramundi perch), 3966 nucleotides long. RefSeq names its product WD repeat and FYVE domain containing 2 (gene wdfy2). Gene Ontology annotation, molecular function: metal ion binding; protein binding. NCBI's taxonomy places the organism in Eukaryota, Metazoa, Chordata, Actinopteri, Centropomidae. Bases 204 to 1406 code for a protein of 400 amino acids. The transcript is spliced from 12 exons. The record is from RefSeq and is a predicted model, not a curated record.
UGGCUGUGGGUUGGUCGGAGUGUGUGUGUUGUCAGCUGACUGGCAGCGCAUCUGGUAGCAGCCACAACACUGUGUGCUUUCCGUGUGUUUUCUGCCUGACAGCUUAGUUUUGCGGGUCCUAGCCGAACCUUUGAACUCGGACCAGGGUGGGUUAUGCUUCUCGGAGCCGGCACCGCAUACGGAGGUUUGUGUACCACCAACCCAUGGCGGCCGAAAUUCAGCCCCAGCCGCAGGCUCGGAAGCCAUGUCUGCUCAGCAAAAUCGAGGGUUUCCAAGAGGUUGUGAGCACGGCGGUCAUCAUUCCAAAAGAAGACGGCGUUAUCAGCGUGUCUGAGGACAGGGCGAUUCGAGUAUGGCUAAAGAGAGACAGUGGUCAGUACUGGCCCAGUGUCCACCACACAGUGUCAUCGUCAUGCUCCUGUAUGUCCUUUAACCCAGAAACCAGGAGGCUGUUGGUGGGGAUGGAUACUGGAAGUAUCUGUGAGUUCAUCCUGUCAGAAGACUACAACAAAAUGACCCCAGCACACACGUACCAGGCCCACCAGAGCCGAGUGACAGUGGUGCUGUUUGUUUUGGAGAUGGAGUGGCUACUGAGCACUGGCCAGGACAAAAACUUCACCUGGCACUGCUCAGAGAGCGGCCAACAGCUGGGGACAUAUCGCACCACUGCCUGGGUUUCUGGACUACAGUUUGAUGUGGAGACCAGACACGCCUUUGUUGGGGAUCACUCUGGACAGGUGACCAUCCUGAAGCUGGAGCAAGACAGCUGCAGCCUGGUCACCACCUUCAAGGGACACACUGGUAAUGUGACUGCACUAUGUUGGGACCCGGUACAGAGGGUGCUGUUUUCUGGCAGCUCAGACCACUCAAUCAUCAUGUGGGACAUCGGGGGGCGCAAAGGCACUGCCAUCGAACUGCAAGGGCACAAUGACAAGGUUCAGGGUUUGUGCUAUGCUUCCCACACUCGUCAACUCAUCUCCUGCAGCUCAGAUGGAGGCAUCGUCAUCUGGAACAUGGACGUAACGCGACAAGAGACCCCAGAGUGGCUGGACAGUGACUCUUGUCAGAAGUGUGAGCAGCCUUUCUUCUGGAACUUCAAACAGAUGUGGGACAGUAAGAAGAUUGGCCUACGACAGCACCACUGUAGGAAGUGUGGCCAAGCGGUGUGUGGCAAAUGUUCAUCCAAACGCUCCACCAUCCCCCUCAUGGGCUUUGAGUUUGAGGUGCGUGUGUGUGACAGCUGCCACGAGUCCAUCACUGAUGAGGAUCGGGCACCCACAGCCACCUUCCACGACAGCAAGCACAGCAUUGUUUACAUGCACUAUGAGCCCACCACUGGAAAUCUGCUCACCUCUGGUACCGACAAGGUUAUCAAGCUAUGGGACAUGACCCCUGUGGUCUCCUGAGGUCUGUGGAUGACUGGCAGUCAGCAGGAAUCUCUCUUCACCAAACUUUGAGGGCUAAAUGGCUACAGCCGCACUUUGAGGAGAAAGAGAGAAGUAUAUCCUACAAUAUCGAUGUCAUCCAGAUAAUAUUUAACAGUUAUUCAGCAACAAGCAGUGGCUGGUUCAUGGUCACAGUGCAGACACUGCAGGCCAGUGAAGCCCGGUAACAGGACAGGCCUUGGUUGACACAAGGUUGCAGACAGUUGUGGGUGUUUGUUUGCGUGAAGGGUGCUGGUUGGUGGGAAUCUUUUUGUAUAUUAGUGUGUGUCUAUACUGUAUAUGAGUGUAUAGGAGGGGAUGAGGCAUUUGACUUUGUAAGAAGCACACCUUAUUUACUUAAUUUUCAUGCAUUCCCUGCCACAUUUUUUACUGGGAACUCGCAAAAUUGUAAUUCAGAAGUUUCUGCAUUGUGGUCAGCAGGUACCCUCAACCCAAACUAGAUUUUUUUUUUAGAUGUGAAGCAAUUCACAGACUGGACCAUAACUCAUCCAUAGAUUUAAACUCAUGUUGAUGGUGUCCUCUUCAGGCAAAAUAAUAGCUGCUGGAAGGUUUAACCUUCACUUUUCUUUGUGUGUGUUUGUUUUUUGGGUUUUACAUUUGACUUUUGCUUUGCUGUUAAAAUAUAACAUCCAUAUGUCACACUGAUCUCUAAUAGGUAUUUAAUACCAUCUUUUAAAACUGAGGACACAUAACAACACUUAGAGGAAAGGAAUGUUACAUUUAUAGAAAUGUUCAAAAUGUAAAAUACAAAACCUGUGAAAAAAACAGACACAACAGAGGCUAUAAAUAAAAUCUGCCUGCAGGCGGCACUAGUGUCAACACCUCGGGAGCUGUUGCAAUUCUUGCCUUUAGAUGGAUAGUGCUAAUGAGCAUUUCUGCAGUUUAUCUGUAGUUCUUAGUUCCCAGUUGGACUGCAACUGCACGUCUUAAUACAUCCAAUCUGUUGUCAGUCACAUCUUUGUGGGUAUAACUUUACUUAAAGCAUAUGACACUGAGGAAAAUUUUGCAACUCCCUGGAUGUUAAGUAAUACCUUCACUUGGGUCUCUAUUUAAGUUGCUAUGCCUUACAUCAACCAACAGAGGGAAGAGUUGUCCUUCUGAAAUAAGGCCAGGAAAGCAUUCUUUAUGAACACCUAUCCUGUUCAUUUUAAUUUACAUCAGAAGGUUGUGUUAAGGCUAUAAUUCAGCUCUGUGCUUUUGUUCUUACAGGGGGUCAGGUGAGUAUGAAACUCCAUGGUAUCAGAAUAUCCACACAUGUAUUCUUUAAUUUAAGUGUGUGAGUGGCUGCUUGAACUAAAUGACCUCUCCACGGAGUGUUACAGCUAAAACUGGAUGUCAAGUAACCCUCUUAACUUCUAAAAGUUGGUCCAAGAUUAGACUCAUGCUCUGCAGCCAAACAUUAUUCAGGUACACAGAACUUCAUAUGUAAUUUCCAGUAGGGUAAUUUCUUGUAGGGAUAUUAAAUAUUUCAAAGACACAAAAUGCAGUAUGUGAGUGUAAAAUUUAAAAAAUGUAUACAAAUUGACACUUAAAGUAUUAAGAUUUGUUGAAGCCUUCUGUACAUUGAUCAAUCGAAUUGCUUGCUGAUCUCUGGAAAAAAGAUUUUGUAUGUUCUGUCCUGUCAUCACUGGAGCUGUUCUUAUAUUAUUUAUUCUAAGUGUAGUGUAAAUAUUUCUGACAUACAAAUGAACAUAUCACCAGAUUAAUCAGAGGCAGCACAUAAAUACUGUACAUGUUCCAUGUCUGAGAGGAAACUAAUGAAAAUGGUUUGCUUUGAUUUUGUUCUCAUUGUUACUGUUAUGUCAUGUGUCAUGAUAAUGCAUACUGACUUUUAUGUCAAUGCACUGGAAUCAAGAGAAAAAUCACUGCUGUGAAGAGGAAAUGAUUUUUAUACAUUUUUUUUUUUAACAAUUACCAUGUUUGUGCUUUGAUGAACAGAGCAAAAGCAAAAUUCUUCUAAUGUUCAAAAACCCCACUAAAUAUUUUCCAAAGAUAUUUGAGGUUUAGAUUGUAGAAAUUAAGGGUUUCAGUCAAAUGAUUGUAGGCUUGACUGUUAAAAAAAAAUGACAGCACAUUCUGAGCUACUCAUAAAGUAUAUUUACAGCAGCUUUUAACUCAUGAGCAUAAGCCUGAGGGUAUGAAUAUUUUUAAAGGACCAUGGCAGUGUUUUUCUGAGGUUUCAACAACCACAAAUCAUGUAUAUUUAUGCUGACCAGUUUCUAAUGCAUUGUGUUUUACAUGAAUUCAUGUAAAACUGGGUGUCUGAAAUAGUAGUAAAAAAAACCCUAAACUAUAACACAAUAGCUUGUCUUGCAAAAGAAAUAUCUGUAAUCAUGAGGUGUGUGAUUUAAAUGAGAAAAAAUGUUCAAAAUCACUGGUGUAGUCCCUUAACUACACAGGAGAUACAAAUAUAUUGACAAAAGCUAAACUUUUCUUUUCAGUCAAUAUAAAUUCAUCUGAGUUGUGACCAUUAAUGUAACAAUGUGUGUAUAAAUAAUAUAUUAAAAAAACAGGUACCAGA